This is a messenger RNA of Megalops cyprinoides (Indo-Pacific tarpon), 845 nucleotides long. RefSeq names its product transmembrane O-methyltransferase homolog. Gene Ontology annotation, molecular function: catechol O-methyltransferase activity. The record is from RefSeq and is a predicted model, not a curated record. NCBI's taxonomy places the organism in Eukaryota, Metazoa, Chordata, Actinopteri, Elopiformes, Megalopidae. The transcript is spliced from 4 exons. The coding region runs from base 69 to 845 and encodes 258 amino acids. Gene Ontology annotation, biological process: dopamine metabolic process; catecholamine catabolic process; developmental process.
UCUGUAGGUUUGAAUAGUCGUACAUUACGGAAGAUUUUUACCUACAGAAAGUUUCCCAUCUCAUCUCUAUGUGGCUACUUGCUGUGUCCCUCCCGUUGCUCCCGGUGAUUGUCGUCUUGGUGACCCAUUACCGGGAUGCUCUGGCGGCGUUCUGCCGGAACCUGGUACUCCAUAUAGCUGCGUUCCCCUGGCGGAUGCCGAAGGCUUGCGUUCGCAGCACCCACAACUUCAUCUUCGUCACCUGUACCCAUGGCAACCCCGAGAGUGUGCUGGAGGCCUUCCACCUGUACGCUCGCACACACCCUGCCCUCAGCCUGGGGCCCAGCAAAGGUGAGAUUCUGGACGAGGUGGUGAGGCAGGUGGCCCCUUCGCGAGUGCUGGAGUUGGGGACGCACUGCGGGUACUCCUCUGUCCGAAUCCUCCGGCUGCUGCCCCCUGGUGGCAGGCUGCUGACGGUGGAGCGUGACCCUGUCACUGCCGAGGCUGGAGAAGAGGUCAUCCUGGUGGCCGGCUUCAAACACUCCCAGUUCCAGCUGCUGACCUGCCCAUCGGCAGACGCCAUCGUUCACCUGCGUACGCACCUGGGGGCGGGGCUGUUGGAGCUGGUGCUGAUGGACCACGAUGUGGGGCAGUACCUGUCCGACCUGCAGGCCCUGGAGAGAGAGGAGCUACUCGCCCCAGGGUGUGUCCUGCUGUUCAACAACGCCCACCCCCCCGCGGCCGACACCCUGCUGGGGUACGUGGGCAGCAGGCCAGAGCGCUACGCCAUCAGACAGCAGGAUCACAGCCUGCUGGAGCUACAGUGCCCCCUGCUGGCAGCUCCCGUGCCGCUGCAGCCCAGCUAA